AUGCUUGGACCAGAGGGCAAACAGCUCCAGGACCAAAGGACGUACAAGGGCCAAGCAGGAGCGCCCGGGCUGGCGCUGAAGCUCUUGGACCUCGCGCCUCAGGUGGUGGAGGCAGGGGGCCAGGGCGAGGCCCCUUGCCUCGAGGAGCUUCAUGGCUUGGGCAAGGCCCUGGUCUUCGAGCUUCCUGAGGCCUUGCUGCAGCAGGUGAUCCCGCCCCUGCCCCAAGCUGUGCCGUGCCUGAGGCGCACCGUCACCCACCUUCCGGCGUUGCAGCUUCGGGACUGGGAGUCGCGACACGCGUCCUCGGGUCCUCGGGAUCGUCGCCGGCCGCCCGCAGCCACCAAAAUCGGCCGCGAGAUGCUUCUUUGGUCGCACACCGCGCAUCUCGCAUCACUCUCGGAGAACUCGGGCGCGAUCCGGAGCGCCAUGUUCAACUACGAGGUUGUGGCGCCGGCGGACCUCGGCGGCGCGCUGGUGCGCGAGGGCAAGAGCCUGAGCUCACAACAGCUCGCGCGGCUGGGCAUAGGUGCGGUGGUCUCUGAGCUGGAGCGCGCGGGCGAGCGGCUUCGCUUCAAGAAGGUCGCAGGCUGCGGCCCUGAGACUGGCUGGGUCAGCUGCAGGCUGCUGGAGAAGUGCGAAGCCAGCAAGGCGGCUCCUACCCGGUACCAGGGCCAGAGCCUCCUGGCGCAAGCGGAGACCCACGUCCUCGAGAAAGGCGCUCCGGCAGCUUUGAAAGCGGCGGGCAAGGACGGCGCCGGGCGACUGACUGCCUCCCUGGCCCAUUUGGCACAAGGCGAGACAGAGGCGGCGGCCCAGUGCGCGGAGGAGGCCAUGACGGUGCUCAAGGGGAACAAGGACGGAGAAGCCUCCGCCUCCCUGGCCCUGGCGCUGAGCGCGGAGCCGAAGACGGGCCUCGGCCAUGCCAUGACUGCGCUCUCCAGCUUCAAGGAGCUUGGGGACAAGCAGAUGGAGGCGUCCACGCUGACGGCCCUGGCAAACAUUCGGCUGGCUCUGGGCGAGCUCACCGUAGCGGAGGCGUCCCUCAGGGACGCCUUGCGCAUCUUCCGCGAGAUCAAGGAUGUGGAGGGGGAGCAAGCAGCAGUGGCCACACUCCUGGAGGUUGCCUCCGCGCGGGAGGGUGCGGAAAAAGCGCCCGCUGCGGUCUGCAAGGAACGAGCCGCCUACUACAAGAGCAAAGGGGACAAGCUCGGGGAGGGCCAGGCGCUGAGAAGUCUGGCGGAGCAGCUGCUGGGCGUCCAGGAGGCAGCUAGCCUCGCCUCAGAGGCUUUGAGCCUCUUGCAGGAGGCUGGCGACAAGAAAGGUCAGGCGGCUGCUCUGCAGACAGUGGCGCUGGCGCAACACGACUGGGCGAAGGCGGAGGAGGCGCUGAAAAUUAGCGAGUCCUUGGGCGAUGAGGCCAGCCAGGUGGACCAGCUGCUGACUUUGAGCUCUUUGCUCGGCGAGCCGGAGCUGGCGCGCGCCAAGGCGGCGCAGGCGCGGCAGCUGGCGAAGAAGCUGUCGGACCUGCCUGGCCAAGGCCGCGCCGGCCACGCGGAGGCGGCGGCGGCGCUGAAGCUGGGCCGGCAGGAGGAGGCUUUGGCCCUGGCCAAGGAAGCCGCGGAGAUGUUGAGCGGCGCAGCUCAGGGUAUGGCCCUUCGCACCGCGGCCUGUGCUGCCGAGCCGCAGGAGGCCUGCGAGUUGCUUCAGAAGGCCGUGCCGCUGUUCAAGGGCAACGCCGGCGCAGAGGCCUCGGCCAAGCUGCAGCUGGCCGCGUCGCUGCUGGCCUUUGAAGGGCCGCUGCUGGAGGUGUUCCAGCGCCGACAGGAGGCCAUGGGCAUGGCGGAGCAGGCGCGCGUGGCCUUCCUGCUGCUCGGGGACGCCAGGAGCCAGGGCCGUGCUUCCCACGUGGCGGCGCAGAGCAAGAUCCUGAUGAACGACCUCGAUGGUGGCAUUGAAGCUGCUAUGCAGGCUGCGGUGCUUGCUCGGAGCUGCAAAGACAAGCGCCUGGAGGCCGCUGCAAUGCGCACCGCGCUGGCGGGCCAGGUCUCCAAGGGUUGCACCGCCGAGGCCCUGCGCAUGGCAAAGGACGUGAAGAUCUUGUUCCACAAGCUGGGGGACCGAUGCAAGGAGGAGGCCCUGGAUGCGCUGGUCUUGCAGAUUGAGGAGACGCUGCCGAAGAUCACGCCCAACCCGCGGCUCACCGUGGCGCAGCAGGACAGCAGCAUCAACCUCACGGCCAACUCCCUCUUCACCCAGUCGUCCAACUGCAUUGUUUGGUCUCUCCCUCUCCAGCGGCUGGACUACAUCAUGUACUGCUUGGAGCUGUUGAAGUUCGCGGACGACCUGAAGAACAUCCCGGACAAGGUCGCCUUCCUGGUGAUGACCAAGGGCGUCAUGGCGCGGCACACGGGGGAGAUGGUGCCCUCCCAGUUCACCGCGCCCUUGGCCACCACGGUGUGGGCCAUUUGCCGCACCAUCCGCUUGGAGUCCCCGAAGCUGCUGGUGUGCACUGUGGACUUGCCGUCCAGCAGCACGGUGCACGAGAUGACGGAUUGUAUCCGCGCCGCACAGGUCGACCCGGGUCCCCGGAACGAGAUCUCCUUCAUCGUCGACCGCAGGAAUCAGCUCGGCAAGCGGCCAUACUGAUGACCUGGCAACACGGCAUUUGCAAAAAAAGAGCUGCACGCUGGCCAAGACGAGACAGAGAGCAAACGGAUUCUCACCAGGA
Messenger RNA from Effrenium voratum, 2728 nucleotides. Lineage: Eukaryota; Dinophyceae; Suessiales; Symbiodiniaceae. The record is from the annotation of a GenBank genome assembly.